Molecule: messenger RNA, 669 nt
Organism: Coprinopsis cinerea okayama7#130
Lineage: Eukaryota; Fungi; Basidiomycota; Agaricomycetes; Agaricales; Psathyrellaceae
Exons: 3
Coding region: 1-669 (222 amino acids)
Source: RefSeq, a predicted model, not a curated record
AUGACAAAGAAGACUUUCACUCGCCACUCGAACCCUUUGUCUCUGCAGACUGACUUUGGACUUUUGAAAGGAUUGCGACCCUUUGUGUUGGGGUACCACUUUGUCCAUGUUCGUCGAGUUAUCGAUGGCCGGUACUGUGUCCUGGGAUAUAAGUUUGGGCUUCCGUGGCUGGCUCUCUGUGUCAGCCUCCACAACCCACCUCUCACGUCUGCUACUAGUCGGAAUCGAGUCGCUCCCUACAACAGCACCGCUACCAUGUCGCUCUUUGAAUCCGAACCAACACCUACUAUCUCACUUUCAGAGGAUCUCGCACAAAAGCACUAUCCCAUAUACUUUACCCAAGAAGAUCUCCUCGAGCUCUCCGAUUGCGAUAGCGCGUCCACCUGUUCUAGCCGUGGCACGACUCUCGUAUCGGACUUGGACUCCGUGUCACCUUUCGAUGCCACCGCAACCUUCGACAUUUUCUCCGAAGAGGAAGAAUGGGGCUGUGACGAGGAAUUUUCAUCCACACACGACUACACUCAUAAUGAGGGGUACUCUAACUUAUUCACCGCCGUAAUGAAGCACAAGGGCUAUCUAGAGCAGUUGCUCGAGCAUACCGCCUCCGCCUGGUAUCCGUGCCGCUGCGAGUUCUGUCAACUUGAGGACGGUAUCCUCGAUUUAUUCUAG